GGAUGAAAGUGAGACUUCCAGCUGGUUUUAUCAGCAGUUUCAACACCGACAGACGAACUCGGCGAGGAGGAGACAGAUAAAUAGAAAGCAGUGCGUGCACACUCGCUUUCUCUUACAUAAGUUGAUUACCGAGACAUUUCGGAGCGCGGAGGUGAUGUUUUACUGUACGUACGCACGUACGGCUCAGACAGCGGCGCGCGCUCACGGCUGGAACCGUCGCUUUUGAUAUUUUUACCUCGCGCAGUCAGAUAACUGUCACAAUAACGGAGGAAAAACCCCGGCGAAGAUGACGAGGAUAGGCUGUUGGACUGUGCUUACGUUCGCCCGACUUGAUGUAGCUGCCUCGUAACGGGAUUUUUACUCCCACCGGUGGCUUUGAAAGUUUCAAAUACGUCGCUUUUGAACUUCACCUCCAAAAGUGGAUGUGAUCAUCAGUAAGCAGGUUUCUUUGCCCGUUAAUGGGAAUCUACCCAUGGACCUAAGUGUGACCCGCAGGUUGUUACAUCCAGGCCCAGAUUCGGCCAUGCUGGCCCCCCGCCCUCCUUUCUUCAUGGGAUCCCUCACCCCUCAACAUUGUGCCCAAUUCUCCCAGCAGCACUUGCAGUAUAACAUCGAACAAAGGCAAAGAGAGAUGAGUGAGGAGAAAAGAGAAGAGCUACAUCAGCUGAUUCAAAAGAGUAAAAACGAGCAGAGUGCUAUAGCCAGUCCCCUGGUAAAGCAGAAACUUCGGGAACACAUAAUUAUGAAGAGCCAGCCAACCCAUGAUAGAGUGACUCCCAACCACACCAGUCCUGCCCCAGGAUUCGGGCUCCGGGUUCCUGAUAUGUCCCCAAAGCCUCAGCCUACACCCUGUGACCAGCGCGCUUUGAGAAGAACAGUGUCUGAGCCCACGCUGAAGUGGAAGUUAAAGAAACUCAUCACCACAAGGCCAAACCCGCUGCAGCGUAAGAUCAGUGCCCCUCCUGCAGUCAAGCACAGGCCCGAAACUCUGGACUCUUCCCAGAGUGGCAGCAGCAAUCCAGCAUCAGGGUGCAGCUCUCCAAAUGACAGCCUCCAUUCAGAUAAUGGGUCGCUACCACUGGCUCAUGAGUCACAGAGGUUGUUGCUGAAGGAUGGUAAUUUAGCUCGAUUCACCGUGCCUUCCAAUCCCCCUGCGAUCCCCAACAUCACUGCUGGACUUCCUGCACAGGCUGACUUGCGAGAGGCAAGGCCAUUGGCAGUAUCUGGUCUCCAUCAGGUUUACUUGCCUCUGGAAGAAAGCAGUCCAGCUCUUUCUCAGCGGCUACAGCCUGUGUUCAUACUGGAUCCACAAACCAGGCUUCUGCGCCCCCAGCUUGUCUCUCUUCCUGGUUUGAGCACCAUCCCUCUGCAGCAGCACCCUCACCUGUCUUCUCUGUCCAGAAGAGAAGGUCACAAACCUUUGGAGCGAACACGUUCAGAACCGCCACCCUACAGCCACUCACAGUUAUCUCUGCAAACCAGCCAUCACCCACACAUCCAGCACUCGCUGAACCAGCACUACCACAGGAGCGGGGGGGAGAGAUUCAAGCAGAAUUCACACCUGAGCAAGAUUCCAUCAGAGGACAUGGACCUAGAGGAGACUGGAUCGGGAUCAGGUUCGGGGACAGGUUCUGUGUGCGGCUCAGAGCCCGGCUCAAUUUGUGAGGAUGACUAUCGGCGGAGACAGAGCAAUGCCAGCACAGACUCUGUGUACGACACAGAGUCUACUACCUCCUCCCGGGAGAGCUUGAUUGAGCCCUCCUACUCUUUCAAUCAGCAGAGGCAGGUGAUCCUUAGACCAAGUCUGCAGAUAGAUCCGAUGGGUGUGCCAUCCUUAAUUUGGCCUCACCAGCCUGUCAGUCGGUCCCGGUCCUCCCCAGCCUCCACCUCCCUGCCUCCUGCUUCACAUCAACCCACCACCAUACCUUCCAUGUCAUUAUCCAACCCUGCUACAGACACCCAGCUGCGCUUCACCACAGGUUUAGCAUAUGAUGGUCAGAUGCAGAAGCACCAGUGUAUUUGUGGGGACAACAGCCGUCACGCUGAGCAUGCAGGAAGGAUCCAGAGCAUCUGGUCUAGACUGCAUGAAAGGGGCCUAAGGAGUCAGUGUGAGCGCAUCCGCAGUAGAAAAGCAACCCUAGAAGAGCUGCAGUCAGUCCAUUCAGAAAAACACGUACUUUUAUUUGGCACCAACCCGCUCAACCGCCUCAAGCUGGACAGCCGCAAACUCGCUGGAAUCCUGUCUCAACAUGUUUUUUUGAUGUUACCAUGUGGAGGGGUUGGGGUGGAUAUUGAUACAGUCUGGAACGAACAUCACACAUCAGCAGCCUCCCGCAUUGCUGCAGGAUGUGUCACAGACCUGGCACUGAAGGUGGCACAAAGAGAGCUGAAGAAUGGCUUUGCAGUUGUGAGGCCCCCUGGACACCAUGCAACCCAUUCCUCCCCUCUGGGCUUCUGUUUCUUCAACUCUGUGGCCAUCGCUGCCAAGCAGCUCCAGCAGAAACUCAGCGUCAGCAAGAUCCUCAUUGUGGACUGGGAUGUACACCAUGGCAACGGCACCCAGGAAGCCUUCUACAGCGACCCAAGUGUGCUGUACAUCUCUCUACAUCGCUAUGACGAUGGCAACUUUUUUCCUGGUAGUGGACACCCCAGCGAGGUGGGUGCAGGUCCAGGUGAGGGCUUCAAUGUGAAUGUAGGAUGGACCGGAGGACUGAACCCUCCAAUGGGCGAUGCUGAAUACCUGGCUGCGUUCAGAGCUGUGGUGAUGCCCAUCGCUCACGAGUUUUCCCCUGAUGUCGUCCUCGUGUCAGCUGGCUUUGAUGCUGUCGAAGGACAUCCAUCAUCGCUCGGAGGAUACAAGGUUACAGCCAAGUGUUUUGGCUUCCUGACCCGUCAACUGAUGUCACUGGCUGGCGGUAAGGUGGUCAUGGCUCUGGAGGGUGGGCAUGACCUCAAAGCUAUCUGCGAUGCUUCCGAAGCCUGUGUGAGCGCCUUGCUGGGCAUGGAGGUGGAGCCUCUGUCCCAGACGGUGUUGGACCAGAAGCCCUGUGAAAAUGCGGUGCUUUCUCUGCAGAAAGUCAUCCAGAUUCAUGGUGAGUACUGGCAGAGUUUGAAGGAUUCGGCCUCCACAGUGGAUAUGUCCUACUUGCAGGCGCAGAGACGAAGACUGAGACGAGACUCGGACAGCGAGGCUGUCAGCGCCAUCGCCUCUCUGUCGAUGGGGUCUCUCGCAUCUGACAGGAAACCAUCUGAGAAAUGAUGGAGAAAGGCGAGAUUCUCCCUGAAGAAAGACUCGAGCCUCUACACACUCCACACACACACACACAAACACGCAAAGCAGCGCUUUGGAUCGUCACUGGAAGCAGAUGUCACCUCACAAAAACUCCACCUGCAUUACUACUGGCUGAAUUCUGACCCGUCUGAUUCAAACACACACACACCGACGACCAGCGAUCAUCUUUGCCACGCUCUCGCUCUCAUCCCUCGCUGAAAUGAGAGCUAAAGCUAAAAGAGACACCCAGGUGCAGAUUAAUGAAGGGCUUUGCAACAACGUGAUGUAGCAUAUACAUCUUGAGAGAAAAACACAUCUCAGCACAUUUACAGACUGAAUUGAAAUGACUCCGGCGCGACUCUGAGCGAGAGCCCCAAGACUGUUAGAGGGAAGGGUCAAAGGUCACCUCAGCUUAUCGAAGCCACUCAGUUUGAGAGGAAGGAGUCGUCCCCAAAAGGACGUGCGAGUGAUGGAGCGCAGACGUAUCCCUCAGCCACGAUGUCAUUCGUCUGCGUGCGACCGCGAUCGAGCGGGUUUUUCUGAUCAUCCUGCACUGCAUGUUUGUUCUCAUCAUCAGUUCAUCUGACCGGAGGACCACUUUUUUUGGGGGGAUGACAUUGUUUUUUAAGAAUCAUGAGUGAAGCUACAAUGAAGUCUGACAUACAUGCGUCUCAUAUUGUUUUAUUCGCAUGUCCACAUAUAUAUUUUUUUCCAGCGUUUUCAUCUUUUCUUUCUUGGCGUAACCAGGGCGAGCGCGUGUAGCAAGACCUCGGAUUGCUGCAGUUAUUUGUAUCGCUCCUCUGAAGUGCAUCUUAAAUAUGUAGACAUGCUGUAGUUAGUGUUGGUGGCAUUAGUCACAAUGAAGAGCUAAUACCUCCAGUCGCUGUGGUAUUGAUAUUC
Molecule: messenger RNA, 4171 nt
Organism: Oreochromis aureus
Lineage: Eukaryota; Metazoa; Chordata; Actinopteri; Cichliformes; Cichlidae
Product: histone deacetylase 7-like
Exons: 25
Coding region: 473-3259 (928 amino acids)
Biological process (GO): negative regulation of transcription by RNA polymerase II; chromatin organization
Cellular component (GO): histone deacetylase complex
Molecular function (GO): histone deacetylase activity
Source: RefSeq, a predicted model, not a curated record